AUGGCCACAAAACGAACAGCAGACGAAGAACCCCUAAACGAAAAUGAUCUUUGGAAUUUUGUUUGUUUGGGUGGUGGAAGUGAAGUUGGCCGUAGUUGCCACAUUUUCACAUACAAAGGCAAAACUGUGAUGCUCGAUGCUGGUGUUCAUCCUGCAUACAGUGGAAUGAACUCACUUCCAUUUUAUGAUGAUUAUGAUCUUUCUACAGUAGACAUUCUUCUCAUUAGUCAUUUUCAUUUAGAUCAUGCGGCCUCGCUCCCAUACGUUAUGGAACGCACAAACUUCCAGGGGCGAGUAUUUAUGACACAUCCAACCAAGGCCAUUUACCGGUGGCUUUUAGGAGAUUUCGUUCGUGUCAGCACAGGACCUGAUUCUAAUCAUACACUAUAUACCGAAGCCGAGCUUUCGUCGUCGUUUGAUCGAAUUGAAACUAUUGAUUACCAUUCAACAAUGGAAGUGAAUGGUAUCAAAUUCACAGCAUACCAUGCCGGCCAUGUGUUGGGUGCUGCAAUGUAUUUGGUGGAGAUUGCAGGUGUUAAGACACUUUUUACGGGUGAUUAUUCUCGAGAAGAAGACAGACAUUUAAAUCAAGCUGAAAUUCCGGCACAGACACCAGAUAUCUUAAUCACAGAAUCGACAUAUGGAACGGGUAUUCACCAGCAGCGUCUUGAAAAGGAGGCGCGUCUGACAUCUCUUAUCCAUUCUACAAUCAAUAAAGGUGGUCGAUGUUUAUUACCAGUAUUUGCAUUAGGACGAGCUCAAGAGAUUCUAUUGAUUUUAGAUGAAUAUUGGGAGGCACACCCGGAGCUCGAAGGUGUCAACAUUUAUUAUGCUUCAGUACUUGCACGUAAGUGUAUGGCUGUAUUCCAAACAUACGUCAAUAUGAUGAACGAUUCUAUUCGCAAAAAGUUCCGCGACAGUCGGACGAAUCCAUUCCAUUUCAAGCAUAUCAAGAGUAUCAAGAACUUGGAUCGGUUUGAUGAUAUUGGACCCUGCGUGAUGGUUGCGGCUCCCGGUAUGCUGCAAAAUGGUGUUUCUCGUGAACUUCUUGAGCGUUGGGCCCCAGACUCUCGCAACGCGUUAAUUUUGACGGGUUAUUCCGUGGAGGGUACCAUGGCGAAGCAGAUUAUCAACGAGCCAACGGAGAUAGUUUCGAUGAAUUCUUCGGAAAAUAAGAUUGCUCGUCGACUUUCAGUUGAAGAGAUUUCGUUUGCUGCACAUGUUGAUUUUAAACAGAAUUCUACAUUUAUUGAUUUAAUUAGCGCCAAGUACAUUAUUCUUGUACAUGGCGAAACAAACAACAUGAACCGACUUAAGAGCGCAUUAACAAGUAAAUAUAACUCGCGUAAGGGCACACCUGAGGAGGUUACCAUUUUUAAUCCUCGCAACUGCGAGGAACUACAGCUUCAUUUCCGAAGCACCAAGGUGGCCAAGGUAGUUGGUGAGAUUGCAACUGCGACGCUUAUUGCUACUGCGGCAGCAACUAAUGGACAGUUAUCAGUCAUUGACGAAAAGAAGCUGGCUAUUAGUGGUAGUGGUGGGGUUUCUGUGCCACCUGUAACGAUACCUAAGGAUGGGCAAGUACUUACUGGUAUUCUUGUGGAGAAGGAUUUCCAUCUGAGUCUUGUUGGUGCCAGUGACUUGAAGGAAUAUACGGGUCUGACAACGAGCAUUGUGAUGGAGCGCCAGUCAAUCAUAGUGAAUGCCGGAAGUGAUUUGAUUCGGUUCCACUUGGAGCAAAUGUUUGGCAACAUAGAAGUGCUUGUGGACGAAAAGGACAAGGUGGAGUUUAAGGUGAUGGAUGCAGUUACAGUUAUACACAGCAAGAAUCUUGCCACAAUAGAGUGGGUUGGAAACAUUAUGAAUGAUGCGAUUGCAGAUGCUGUUCUUGGGUUAUUGCUUUCUGUGGACUCGUCACCAGCGUCUGUAAAGCUUUCUUCCAAGUCAUGUUCACACAGUCAUGGGGAGCACGGCGGUCACGAUCCAUUUAUCGAAAAGGUUGAGCAAGUGAGUGCGAUUUUGAGGGCACAAUUUGGUGAUUCGUAUACGCUUGCGGAGGACCAUCGGACGGCAACAAUUGAGAUUGAUGCCAUGAAGGCAGUGAUUCAUUUUGAAAGUCUUACUGUAGAUUGUAAGGCCAAGACGUUGUUGCAGCGGAUUAUUCACGUUUUAGAUCGUGCAUCUUAUACGGUGUCUCCCUUGGUUGGAGAGCCACGGACAGUGAAGAAGGAGACGACGGUUAAGGUGGAGGAAAUUAAGGUAGAGGUGGUUAAGGUGGAGGAUGAAAAAAAGCCAUUUGUGAAAAGUGAAGUGAAGGAAGAACCUGGUAAACAAGAAAAGUAA
Molecule: messenger RNA, 2343 nt
Organism: Magnusiomyces paraingens
Lineage: Eukaryota; Fungi; Ascomycota; Dipodascomycetes; Dipodascales; Dipodascaceae
Exons: 2
Coding region: 1-2343 (780 amino acids)
Biological process (GO): mRNA 3'-end processing by stem-loop binding and cleavage
Cellular component (GO): mRNA cleavage and polyadenylation specificity factor complex
Molecular function (GO): RNA endonuclease activity; 5'-3' exonuclease activity; RNA binding
Source: RefSeq, a predicted model, not a curated record